CUGUUACAUCAUUGAUUUUUGCCCCCUGGACGGCAAAUUACUUUGGUUUUAGCUAAGCCUCGCUGUUUGACAUGCUUAAUGAUUGAAUCGCCAAUAAUUAUGGUGCUGGGGCGGUCAUUGGUUGCGAUAGGUUGACUGGUUUCAAGUUGUUCUUUAGAUGGCUCAGAUGUUGAAGAAUUGCCUUUAAUAUUGUUCAGAUCUUUGGAUAGUUCAUUAAUAUCUUUCAGCAGCUUUUCAUUUUCCUUUCUAAAAUUGAAGUUGACUGAAUUUGCUUUGUUAAGAUCUUCACUAAUUUGUUUGAUAACUUCUUUUAUGGUGUGAAGGGAUGGUUUUACAUGAAGGGCAAAACCAAGUUGGCCUUUUGCCCGCACCAGUAAACCCAACACAUUUUGGAUGAAACUGUCAUACACGAUACGAAACUUAAAGGUUUUCCUGUGAAAUUACCGCAUGAAGAAGGCAUUACUUAUCAGCCAGAAAAUGAUUACUUUUAAAACUAAAAAUGUUAUGUUGACAAGUCAAAAUCAUGUCUGGCAAACUGAAUCUGAUUUAAAGGAUAGACCUAUGAUCGAUAUGUUCCCCAAUUUUUUGGAAACGGAAGAGAAACUCCGACAAGACGCAGUUUUACCGGUAUUUGCAAACACAACUGAUGGAGUUGGCUCGAUGGGACAUACAGAUCCAACAAUGAGUAAAUUCUUCAUUAAAGACGGAAAACCAAUAUUAUUCGGUGAAUUUUUUAGCGUCAUAGUUGAAGCCCACGACGCAAACGGUCGUCAUCGUGUCCAAGGAGGUGACUUUUGGUACCCAGUUGUCUCGAAUGAAAAUAGAUUUGCUACUGCAGGAAAAGUUAUCGACUUUAAAAAUGGAACUUAUGAGAUAGUUUUUUUCGCCGGGUGGAACGGAGAAAUGACAGUGAACAUUAAACUUGUGCACACAAGCGAGGCUGUUCGGUUCAUCUUACAUGAAAUAUGGCACAAGGGAGGCCGAACAGUAUGGGAAGGUCUAUUCAAAGUAGGAAAAAAGGUAGAGACAUCGUUAUGUAGAUUAGAAACAAGCGGUAUCUGGCGUAAUCAAUGUGAAUACCCGAACCCCCAGGCGCUAGGUGGAAGUUUAGUACUACUUUGUGAUCGCCCGUCCACUUUGCCGUGUUCAGCAUUUUAUGCUUUACAUACAAGUAAAGGUUCUACAGCAAAUGCUACAAAGAUAUAUUCACCAUUAAGAGAAACGCAUGACGAUUUUUUUACAAGUAAAAAUAAUUUCGCACGGUUAACAAAUGGACCGAUUCAAUUGAAAAGUGAAACAAAUAAAAGCUUCGACACAAUCGACUCCGUCAUUAAAUCAUUAAAACUACAACGAUGCCGACCGGAUGUACCAGAACCUUUGAGUGAUGGAUUCUGGGAAAACAAAAUAUGGCAUUCAUUUUCUUGCAAUACAAAACAAUGGACACUCGAUGAGAUCAAAGUUUGUGUUAAGGGGAGGAAGCUAUUAUUUAUAGGGGAUUCAACGUCGCGGCAGUGGUAUCACAAGUUACUUGCUUACCUUGGAUUUUCCCUUCCAAAAGAUAUGAAACAGACAGCAAUGAAUCUACAAAGCGACAUUGUAAACGUGACUUUUAUGUUCCAUUCGUACAUUGUCAGUACCAGACUGGAAUUGGACAAUUUGGCAAACUUCGAGGUUGAUCAAUUGAAUUCGUUACCAACAGACACAUGUGAUUACAUCAUUACAAUAAGUCCCUUUGCCCACUAUGAGCAUUGGACAAAGGAGGCAUAUAUAACUCGUCUUGAAAACAUUCGUACAGGGAUAAUCAAAUUCAGAAAAAGAUGCCCAGCAGCAAUUUUUGCCAUCAAAGGCUCGCAUGCCAGACGAAUAAGGGCUGAAAAGAAGAAAGAAAUAAAUGGGUAUUUUACAAGUGAUUUGCUCUUAUACCAGUUUCGAAGGCUCUUACGUGAGACAUUCUCAGGGAUGAACGUUCAUUUCUUAGACAUUUGGGACAUGAAUCUCUCGUAUUACACUCCUAAUGAAAUGCAUAUGCCAUUUGAUGUAAUAUUACAAGAACUCUUUAUGUAUUUUUCUUAUGUUUGUCUGCAAUAAUGUUUCUAACAAUCGAAUGAUAAUCUAGUUGUGAUUAUGUGGGAAGUCGUAAGAAGUUCAUUACAGUAGUAGUACUGUAUUCAAAUCGUAACGUCAAAACUGUAAUGAAAAGUUAAAUGUUUUAAUACAUGUAACGGGUAUAGACUAUAACUGAAACAUACUAUAACACAGAGUCGGUACAACAAUGUAUAUGUUAGAAAGUUGAGACGUUUAUUCGGCAAUCACAAAUCCAAGACUCAGCUGGAUGUACAAAAGCAGGCACUUAAAUAGAAGAGUUAUCUACAAGAAUGGUUUACCAUGUGGGUUUAAGGGAUUAACAAUAUAGAAAUAGGUGUGAAACGGAUUGACUACAGGGGGUGGAAUGGACACAGGAUAUGGUAAGGUUUAUUAAUUAAAACUAGAGAAAGAAAGACUGUAUUCUAGAACAAAGGACAUUACAGAAGGUAUAAUAAUUAAAACAAGUAGACGUUUAGUCUACUGACUACAUACAA
Molecule: messenger RNA, 2579 nt
Organism: Anneissia japonica
Lineage: Eukaryota; Metazoa; Echinodermata; Crinoidea; Comatulida; Comatulidae
Product: NXPE family member 3-like
Exons: 4
Coding region: 448-2088 (546 amino acids)
Source: RefSeq, a predicted model, not a curated record